AGAAACAUCGGCAAUGCUCGUAUCGCCGGGCUUCAGAGAGACUUGAAGAUGACGAAUCAUCAAUUCUCUACGGCUCUGACUGUUACAUACGUUCCAUACAUACUCAUGGAAAUUCCAAUGAAUCUUCUCAUGAAACGAAUCGGCGCCAACAUAACUCUCCCCACCAUGGUCAUCUUGUGGGGAAUCGUCUGCGCAUGCCAAGGUGCAGUGAAGACAUACGGAGGACUUAUCGCAUGUCGUUUCUUCUUGGGAGCGAUGGAAGGCGGAAUAUUUCCAGGGAUCGUACUCUAUCUCUCGUCUUUCUACAAGCGGCAUGUAUUGCAAACUCGAUUUUCGCUCAUGUUCAGUGUAACAUCGCUUGCGGGUGCCUUCUCUGGACUCCUUGCCGCCGCUAUUCAGAAUAUGGACGGAAUAAAGGGACUCGCGGGUUGGGCAUGGAUCUUCAUUUUGGAGGGUGCGUGUACGACUGCGUUCGGCCUGAUUAGCAUGUUCUUCAUACCUGCGACUCCGGCUGACAUGCCAUGGCUCACGAGUGACGAAAAAACAAUAUAUCUACGUGAGUUGGCUGAGGAUUGGAGUGGGGACGAUGAGACCGACAUCUUCAGCUGGAGUGAGGUCUGGAGCGUUUUCGUGGACGGACCGCAUAUAUUGUUGUUGUGCCUUCCCAUGUUUCUGAAUGGUGUCAUGCUCUUUGGUCUUGCCAACUUUAUUCCAACGAUUGUUAAUGCCCUCGGCUUCUCUCCGACGCACAGUCAACUUUUGGCAGCCCCUCCUUACGCGUGCUCUUUCGUACUCAGCGUCAUGUGCUCCUAUUUCGCUGAUAGAUACAGGCAACGAGGACCUAUGUGUAUUUGUGUGAACCUCAUCGCGGCUGCAGGUUAUGCAAUCUUCCUUGGCACCUCGAACAAGCACGCAAACUAUGCGGCUCUGUUCCUCCAGAUAGUGGGCGUAUAUUCGACUGCGCCCUGCAUUGGAACAUGGAGCUCUAACAACGUCCAACCGCACUACCGUCGUGCGACUGCCAUCGGAUUGAACUUCAUUUGCACGAACAUUGGAGGUACACGCUUUCCUCUUUGCGCCAUCACCUUCCCACAGCUAUCCACUACUGACGUGCAAACCCCUAGGUAUAGUCUCUACAUGGAUCUUCACUCACCCCCCGCGGUUUCACGAUGCGUCCGUCAUCAGCUUAACCGCCUCGCUCGGCACGGUGUUUUUCUCCGGAAUCCUGAUGGCCUACCUCAAGUGGCGCAACGGAGUGAAGCUCGAACAGGUAGAGCGGUUGACGAGAGAGAAUGGGGAAGGUCUGGAACCUGGAGGAUGGAAUUCACAUAG
This is a messenger RNA of Heterobasidion irregulare TC 32-1, 1332 nucleotides long. Its product is annotated as major facilitator superfamily. The transcript is spliced from 9 exons. Gene Ontology annotation, cellular component: membrane. The annotation marks the transcript as partial. NCBI's taxonomy places the organism in Eukaryota, Fungi, Basidiomycota, Agaricomycetes, Russulales, Bondarzewiaceae. Gene Ontology annotation, biological process: transmembrane transport. The record is from RefSeq and is a predicted model, not a curated record. Gene Ontology annotation, molecular function: transmembrane transporter activity.